Tetrahymena thermophila SB210 is the source of this 396-nucleotide messenger RNA. RefSeq lists its product as hypothetical. The record is from RefSeq and is a predicted model, not a curated record. Lineage: Eukaryota; Ciliophora; Oligohymenophorea; Hymenostomatida; Tetrahymenidae. The transcript has a single exon.
AUGCCAACGAAAUCUUCAUGGUAGAACCUGAAUAAAAAUAAUAAGAUUUCUUCGAAAAAAAGAGAAUCUCAGUUGUCUCUUUCAGAAAUUCCUCUUCUUCUAUUUCUUCUGACUCAUCACUUGACUUAAAUGAAGUCUCCUUUUCCCGCAGUGGAUCAUUUUCACCUUCUUCUGGUUCCAACAGACUCUCUCUUGGCAGCAGUCUCUUAAACAGAAGAAAAUAAAACAAAGUCCUCAUUAUUUGAAAAGACUUGCAAAAGCAAAUCUAAAUAAAUAGAUAAUGAUUUCUUAAACGAAUAAAAUACUGCUAUAUAAAAUUAAUUAAAACACUUACUUUAAUCAAAAAUUAAUAAAUAAAUAAAUAAAUAAAUAAAUGAUUUGACUAAGAUAUCUUGA